Medicago truncatula (barrel medic) is the source of this 1669-nucleotide messenger RNA. RefSeq lists its product as uncharacterized. Gene Ontology annotation, biological process: transport. The transcript is spliced from 6 exons. Lineage: Eukaryota; Viridiplantae; Streptophyta; Magnoliopsida; Fabales; Fabaceae. The coding region runs from base 289 to 1434 and encodes 381 amino acids. The record is from RefSeq and is a predicted model, not a curated record. Gene Ontology annotation, molecular function: transmembrane transporter activity.
UCCAACCAUUCCAACUAUCCUUUUUUUUUUUUUUGUAAGUUCUCUUUCCUCUUGCUCUGCCUAAUAACCAAACACCAAACAUAGCAUCAAACCAGCUUCACGCCACCAUUGUUGAGGUUCCAGCGAUCUUCUCACACCCACCGUGAAACUCAUCACAGUCUCCAUCGUUCUCUUCAAGCAGAGCUAAGCCACCAUACUAGGGUUUAACAAGGUUUUAUUCAUUCCAAUUUCAAUCAAUAUAAAUCAUAGUAUCUCCAAUCAUUUUCAUUUUCUUGCUCAGUUGUUAAAAUGAAGAAGGAGUUAUCAAAGAAUCAGAUUUUCGCUCUUCACGGGAUUACCGCUGCUGGGUCAAUAGCUUUAGCCACAACUUUCACAUAUCCUCUAGACACUAUCAAAGUCCUCACUCAGGUUGGUUCUAGUGCUGGUAAAGAAUUGAAUGCUAAUCAGAUUGUUACGAGAGUAUUCGCUGUCUCUGGUAAUGCAGGUAUGUUCAGUGGUUUUGGUUGGUUGGCAUUUGGAAGGAUUUUUGGUCUUGGAGCACGAUUUGGGGUUUACGAAAUCCUGACAGCUUUUUGUAAAGAUGGUCGGGAAAAUAACUAUGUCACUGCUUCUGAGGCUUUUUUGGUUGGCAUGGCUGCUGGUGCCACAGAGACAUUCAUAAGCUCUCCAUUUGAACUCAUCAAGCUUCGUAUGCAGGCUGCCUCUGCUUCAUUUGUUCCAAAUUCUAACUUUUCUUUGGAAGAGGGGGCUCGCAAACCGCUAAUUGCAAGAUUACUCAAUGGCUGCUAUCCAGACAAGAAGUCUUUGAAUCAAUAUGUUGGUCUCUUGUCUACCCUAACAACCAAGAAUACUAACAUAUCAGGUGCUUUACUUGAGUAUCCAUGGGCAAUGACAGGAUCUGGGUUGCCUCCAUCAGUUUGCAAUGUGAGAAGACCAUCAAACAUUAUAUCUUUGGAAGGAUGGAGUACAUUGUGGAGAGGUCUGCGUUCUGGAAUUGUUCGAGAUUCUGUGUUUGGUGGCGUAUUUUUUUCAAGUUGGCAAUUUUUGCACCAGGCAAUGCUUGAUUGGAAGGCUGUAGGGAUGAAUCCUCCACCCAGGUUAAAUGAUGAAGUUGGCCCAUUGUCUCCUUUGGCCGUUAGUCUUGCUGCUGGAUUUUCUGGUUCCGUUGCUGCCGCUGCUUCUCAUGGUUUUGAUACUGCUAGAAGUAGAUCACAAUGUACCGUGGUGCCAAAGUAUGUCUCAAUGGAGAGAAAGUUACUGCAAUGGAAACGACCAGGAAACAAGUUUGAAAGAUUUACUGGGAUCCAUCCUUCUGACAGGAAUGUCUUGUCCCGUGGUCUCGGCUUGCGGAUGGCUCGCUCUGGUAUCGCAUCAUUCAUGAUUGUAGGAAGUUAUUUAUUUGUUGUUGAUCAUCUUACCUCUAGUUUGACUUAAUUGGCAUAAGUUGAUCCACAGUUUUUGUUAGUAGUUAGUGUUUACUAUAUUUUCUCUUAGAGACGAGCACAUAAUUUUGGCUUGCUGCUUUGUACUAGUCAGUAAAGAGAAUAUAGAAAGGAGAUAACACUUGAUUCUUACCGUAGUUUAAUUACAUACUGUGGUGAAAUCAAUAUUCAGACUGUAACUUAUAACAGAUAGAAGACUGAAUUUGUUCAAUACUGCUUAUAAGACA